Messenger RNA from Acaromyces ingoldii, 297 nucleotides. RefSeq lists its product as hypothetical. The record is from RefSeq and is a predicted model, not a curated record. The transcript has 2 exons. Bases 1 to 297 code for a protein of 98 amino acids. Lineage: Eukaryota; Fungi; Basidiomycota; Exobasidiomycetes; Exobasidiales; Cryptobasidiaceae.
AUGGUCAAGAAACUGGCUCUGCUGCUCUUCGUACUGCAGCUCAUCCUGGCGACUGCCUUCGCACUCCCAUCAAAGAAGGGUGGGAAGAUGCUAGCUUUGAAGGAGCCGUCGCCCUCUUUUUCACCAAAGGACUCCGAGACGCUGUCGAAGGCCAUCACCCACUGCGAGAUGCAGCCCGACAAGGGCGAGACGGUCAUUUCGACAAGGGCGAAGAAUGCCGCCCUUUGGCAUGAAGCCCAUCAGAAGAACAAAAAGGAUCAAAAGUGCGAGAAGGCGAAAAGUCACAACAAGCAGUAG